This is a messenger RNA of Blepharisma stoltei, 588 nucleotides long. NCBI's taxonomy places the organism in Eukaryota, Ciliophora, Heterotrichea, Heterotrichida, Blepharismidae. The record is from the annotation of a GenBank genome assembly.
AUGACAGAUAAAUCUCUGUCUAAUUUUGCAGUCACUGCAACUGUGUCUGCUCUAUCAAAGAACCUAACGGAAGCCCCUUUAGACAGAGUAAAGCUACUUCUUCAGCUACAGCCUGACAUUUCUCAGUUAUAUCCAAACAAUAAAUAUAAAGGAAUUUUUGAUUGUACUAUAAGAGUAUAUAAAGGCAUGAAUGAUUGUGCUUAUAAAAUAUGAAAAGCUGAUGGAAUUAGAGGAUUUUUUAGAGGAGUUUGAUUAUCAUUUCCUGGAGUUUUUAUAUAUAGAGGAAUGUAUUUUGGAUUAUUCAAUACUCUUAAAAAUUCUGUGGAUUCUAAUAAUUUUUUUGCUAUUUUUUUAUUAGCUCAAUCCAUUACGACAUUCUCUGGUUUAACAGUUUAUCCAAUUGAUACAGUUAGGAGAAGAAUGAUAAUGCAGACAGGAAAAUUCCCUCGCACUGAUCCUCGACUCCAAGAAGAAUUUAAAAAUCAUUUGAUUGUGCAUAUAAAAUGCUUAGAAAAGAAGAUUUUAAAUCAUUUUAUGGAGGAUUUUGACUUAAUUUCGUUAGAUCUUUCAGUGGAGCCUUAUUAUUAG